AUGUCAACAUCAAACUCAACGAGUCGGGUCAGUUUUGUGGAUGUGAUUAUCUUCUGUGGGUUGGAGUCUCUUGGAAUAUGUGCAAUUCUUGGAAAUUUGGCUUUGAUUAUAGUGCUCCUCAACAAUAAGUACUUGCAUCGCGCCAGUUUCAUACUAAUGCUCAACCUGGCGAUUGCCGAUGUCAUCCACGGUUUUGUAACCACGUGCCAUUUCUAUCCUCCAAUUUUGCUCAAACAAAUGCACAUUGGUGAAAUGGCUGUCCGUCUGUUCAACAUCGCUGACUGGACUGCUUGGGCGAUAACACUGACACACAUGUCAGCAAUUUGCCUCGACCGUCUGAUUGCCAUAAUUCUGUACGGAAGAUACAAUGUGUUGGUGACAGUACAGAGAAUCAAAACAUUUAGCAUUUCGUGUUGGGCUCUUUUUCUCAGCACGAAUGUAACAUUAUUUUUUCUGCAAGCUUGUUGCAUGAUUCGACCGCUCGAGUCGUUGAACUACUACAGCUUUGGAUAUGCUGAAAACAGCAACUUCAAUGUGUAUGUACUAACCUACACACCAGUAGAAAUUCUUACGAUAUUGAUACUCUCCUUCAGUAACCCUAUCACAUUAGUACAACUGUAUCGACGUCAUAAAAGGAAAAUAGCACUUCGACAGCAAGGAACUACAAAAAGUGUAUCGACGUCUUCAUCAUCUCUUCUGAAACAACAACGAUCACAGUGGCAGAGGAAUGUCAAAAAACGCGACUCGAACGAACAAUCGAAAUUUUUUAGAGCAAGCACCAUGUUACUGGAAAUGUCUAUGAAAAUGGGAAGUAAAGCUAUCACGAAUGAUGUAAGAGAAAUGGCCGCAAGACGAUCGAACCGUCAACAGCAGCGGAUAUUGCUCCAGGUGCCAUAG
Caenorhabditis elegans is the source of this 897-nucleotide messenger RNA. RefSeq names its product G-protein coupled receptors family 1 profile domain-containing protein (gene ZK721.4). The record is from RefSeq and is marked reviewed. Gene Ontology annotation, biological process: G protein-coupled receptor signaling pathway; signal transduction. Gene Ontology annotation, cellular component: plasma membrane; membrane. Lineage: Eukaryota; Metazoa; Nematoda; Chromadorea; Rhabditida; Rhabditidae. Bases 1 to 897 code for a protein of 298 amino acids. Gene Ontology annotation, molecular function: G protein-coupled receptor activity. The transcript has 7 exons.